AUGCAUGUCAUUAUUUACAUGCUCAUUUUUCUCGUUCUGGGAGAGAAUCUCACUGCAAUAAAUGCUCAAACUACUAACUCAACUUCAUCAGAAUCUUCGGGUGGAAAUGAUGUAUCUUUAAAAGAAAUUAUUACUACGGGAAAGUUCGAUUUUGUUGGAUAUUUGAAAAAUAAUCAGAUAGAAAGCUUCUUCUUUGCAUUUGUUAUCUGGUUUUAUCUUGUUACGUUAUGUUAUACUUGCAGCGCUUGGUAUGAUGAUAGCACCGGUAGCAGUAACAAUUUCGGUGUAUAUCCUGAUAAGGAAAAAGAUAAGACAACACUUUCAUUGUUUUGGUAUUUGAUGGCUAGUAGUGAUGAUGUCAAUGCACUUAUGCGAAAAAGAGUUGGAAUUGUGGCAAUAUUCAGAAAUUUAACAUUUUUAAUAAUCAGUCUUAUUUAUGCAAUAGCUCAGAAUCUUACAAUCUCAGGAGUUGCAAAGAUAAUAUUUAGUCUAGUUUUUUUUAUAAAAGGUUCUAUGACAAUCAAUAUGGCAAUAAAAAAAGAUAGAAAAGAAAGCGAAAAAGAUGAAGUAGAUAAUAGUAACACGCUUGGGCAUGAAUAUUUGUAA
This is a messenger RNA of Cetraspora pellucida, 606 nucleotides long. The record is from the annotation of a GenBank genome assembly. Lineage: Eukaryota; Fungi; Glomeromycota; Glomeromycetes; Diversisporales; Gigasporaceae.